UAUUAACAAACUGAAGAGCAUUAAUCCUGCAAAACUUUUGCUCACACACACAUACCUACAUUAUUGCAUUCACACUAUCAAGGUGCUGCAAACUCAAAUUUUGCAGCACAUUUGCAGCAGGUAAAAACUCUGCCAAACGUUACCCAGAAUCCCCCUCGAUGCUAGCAGCUCGCUAGCAGAGCAGCCUGCAAAAAAAAACAACAACAGGCUACUCUGCGAGGAAGGAAAGCUGCAGCAGCUGCAUGGAUAGCAACCACAACAACUACCACCAGCACCAGCAGGAUUUCAUGCAUGCAAAGAUAUUAUUCUCUUAAACCCUUUAAUGCAUCUUAGCCUUAUAAUUCUCCCUCUAUGUGUGAGUGUCUUCCGGCAGCAGCGGUGGCGGCAGCGGCAGCAGCUCCAGCAGCAGCAGCGGCAGCAGCAGUGGUGGUGGUGGCGGUGCCAUGAACAGUGGACUCCCAGCUCCAGCUGCUCCGCUUGGGGGUGCUGGGAUAAUAAUACCCAAUGUCAAGGUGAAGUUCUGCCGAUAUUACGCGAAGGACAAGACGUGCUUUUAUGGAGAAGAGUGUCAGUUCCUGCAUGAGGAUCCGUCCAUGGCAAUGCUGCACGGUGGAGGUGGAGGUGUUGGAGGUGGUGGAGGUAGUCCAGUCCAGUUGUCUAUGAAUCCAGGAGGUGGUGGUGUUGGAGGGACUCCUGCAGGGUAUUCCCUCGGUGGAGGUGUCCCCCCUUCUGCGGCUGUCUGCCCUGGAGCCUCGGGAACCAGUGUGUCCAAGAAGAGCAGUGAAACAUGUGGGCCUGCAGAGCUGCUAACCAUCCCAGGGAUGGAGGGAGCGACCCUGACCGAUGCCAAUCUCACCAAUUCUUACUUCAGCAGCAGCUUUAUUGGGGUCAAUGGGUUUGGAAGCCCUGCAGAGUCUAAAUAUUCAAUGAUGCAGCGAAUGACUACCAGCAGCAGUUCUCCCAGUCUCCUCAACGAUGGUGCCAAGAACUUCAGCCACAGCACUCAUGAUCCAGUGAGCUCCCCGACAUCCUCACUGUUCAGUGAUUUUGGUGCUCUUAGCAUUUCCCAAAGGAGAAAGGCUCCUAACCCGACAGCAAGUGAGUUCAUCCCUAAGGGAGCUCCACGUAUGGCCACCAUGCCUCAGUCCCCUGUCCAGGCCUUCCCCUCACCUCUCUUCCCACAUCCUGGCCUCAGCAGCUCCACAGCUGCUGCUCUGGCUCCUGGCAUGUCUCUGUCUGCGGGAUCUUCUCCUCUCCACUCCCCAAAAAUUACACCGCACACCUCACCUGCUCCUCGUCGGCGCAGUCACACCCCGAACCCUGCCAACUACAUGGUGCCCACCACUGCAGUGGACCCGGGUCCCCACAUGAUCCAGAAAGAGACUGUUGGGGGGACCACCUACUUCUACACAGACAACACCCCGGCACCAAUGGCUGGGAUGGUGUUUCCUACAUACCAUAUCUAUCCCCCCACUGCGCCCCAUGUGGCUUACAUGCAGCCGAAAGCUAACGCCCCGUCCUUCUUCAUGGCUGAUGAACUCCGACAGGAGUUGAUAAACAGACAUCUGAUAACCAUGGCCCAGAUUGACCACUCAGAGAACACAGAUGUACCGUCUGAGGUGGACAGCUACCACAGCCUCUUCCCCCUCGAGGCCCUCCCUCCACCAAACCGCAUGCAGAAGACCAGCAACUUCAGCUACAUCACCUCCUGCUACAAGGCGGUCAACAGCAAGGACGACCUGCCUUACUGCCUGAGGAGGAUACACGGUUUCCGCCUUGUUAACACCAAGUGCAUGAUGCUGGUGGACAUGUGGAAGAAAAUUCAGCACUCAAACUCUGUGACACUGAGGGAGGUCUUCACCACAAAGGCCUUUGGAGACCACUCGUUGGUGUUCUCCUAUGACUUCCACGCGGGUGCAGAAACCAUGUUCAGCAGACACUUCAAUGACCCAGCAGCAGACUCGUACUUUACCAAGAGGAAGUGGGGACAACAUGAACCUCCCCCGCCACGGCAGCAUGCAGGUCUGCUCCCCGAGUCGCUGAUCUGGGCUUACAUUGUCCAGCUCAGCUCGGCUCUGCGCACCAUCCACACUGCCGGCCUGGCCUGCCGUGUCAUGGACCCCAGCAAGAUUCUUAUUACUGGCAAGACCAGGUACACUCCAACGUUACGGGUAAACUGCGUUGGGGUGUUUGAUGUCUUAACAUUUGACAGCAGUCAGACCAAUCAUCUUGCCCUGAUGCCACAGUACCAGCAAGCAGACCUAGUGUCGCUGGGCAAGGUGGUGCUGGCGUUGGCAUGUAACUCCCUGGCUGGUAUUCAAAGGGAGAACCUGCAGAAGGCCAUGGAGCUGGUUUCUAUCAACUACUCUUCAGACCUCAAGAACCUCAUUCUGUAUCUGCUGACUGAACAGUCUCGCCUGCGCAGUGUCAAUGACAUCAUGCCGAUGAUUGGAGCACGAUUCUACACACAACUGGAUGCAUCGCAGAUGAGGAAUGAUGUCAUUGAGGAGGACCUGGCCAAGGAGGUGCAAAACGGCCGUCUCUUCCGCCUGUUGGCCAAACUGGGCACCAUCAACGAGCGGCCAGAGUUUCAGAAGGACCCAACGUGGUCGGAGACGGGCGAUCGCUACCUGCUGAAGCUUUUCCGGGAUCAUCUGUUUCACCAGGUGACAGAAGCUGGGACGCCCUGGAUCGACCUCAGCCACAUUGUCUCCUGCCUCAACAAACUGGACGCGGGCGUUCCUGAGAAGAUCAGCCUGGUGUCACGGGACGAGAAAAGCGUCCUGGUUGUGACCUACUCGGACCUGAAGCGCUGCUUCGACAGUACCUUCCAGGAGCUGCAGGCUGCAGCCUCCGGCUCUCUGUAGCGCCCUCUUCGGGCCCGGGAUGGGACUGGCCGUACCUGGAGCACACUAUUGCACUACAGCAGAGGACCAGGCUCAUGGAGAUGACAUCAGCAUGGCGAAGGCAGCGGGGCAGGGCUUCGUGAACCUCAGUCACAUACACUGACCGUGUCCACCAGGAAGGCUUUUUUCUAAAGUGUAUUUUUUUUAGUUUUCCUAAACCCCGCAGCUGAAAAUCGUAAAAACAAACAGAAAAAAAACUUAAAGGACAAAUACGGAAGCUGUGAUGAACGAAUAUGACAUUUUUUUAGAUUUGGGGAACAAAACAAGAAACAAAGGUUUUCAACUUUUUUCCGGCUUUUAUUGUUUCUUUCUACAGUUGGGGUUUAUUUUUCUGAGGAGGAUGCACUAAGAUUUUAAUUUUUUUGUUAUUUUUUGUUAUUUUUAUCAACAUGUGUGAGUGGCCUACAGGGUGUACAGAGAGCUAAAGUCACACACGGACAUAAAUACCAGAGCAGACUAAGAGUUAAAACAAACAACACAAAAAAAAUCCAGCUUUCUAUUGACUGCGUCUCUCUUCCGGCUGGAGACCACACCCCUUCAUUCUGACGCACUAGGAGACGGGACACACCACUCGAGGCUUUCAUUUGGGCGGGAUGGCACCUGUUUCAUGAAAUGGGCCAGCCCACCUUUGCCUUUGUUGUUGGUUCCCCCUCAGAAAGGACAGACCACUUGGGUGGGUGAGAAGGUUUCUUAAAACUGGAAAACAAUUGAUGGAUUUCUGUUCUGGAGAUAGUGGAACAUCAGGCUCAUACGUGUGGGUGGGUGGGCUAUCAUGGACUGGGAUUUGGGAUUUCAGGGGUAAAAUGUGGUUUUUGUUGGCACUGAGGAAGGGGUGUCGUCUCCUGAUGCCGCCUACCAAGUGUUUGUCACAUAUGCAGCAACCACCUUUUGGUUAAUGGACGCUAUCGUGACAUAAACUGCUCAAGGAUGGGUCGUUUUGGUUUUGGCUGUCCAGCACUUGGUUGUAGCCCGUUGGUGGGGCUUCUGUUGAGGUGGAGCCACAGCUGCCUCUUUGUGGAAUGUCCUUAUUUUGUCCCCCGCCUGUCCUCCUGCCCCCAACGUCCCCUUUCUCGAUCUCUCUCUUACUCUCCCCUCUUCUUCCUGCUUUUAUCCCGAUCUUCACUUCCCCUCAGGCCCCUCUACAUUUGAGAAAAAGUGACACUUUUUGUGAAUUUUCUAGCUGGUUUUUUCCUCUUUGCUCAGAUAUUGUGCAGGAAUGCAUGAUGGGGAACUGGGAGGGCAAUUUAUUUUUGCCUCAAUUCAACUUUAUUAUUCUGUGGACCAAUUCCAGCAGGGGUUUAGGGAAACGGGGAAGGGAUGGAGGGGUGAAGGAGAGAACAGGGGCACCAACCGUUUAGUUUUAUUUGACUUUUAAAGAUCAUGAAAUACAAAUGUGCUGGAGACAAAGCGGCUCAGAUGGCUUGGAUUUCUCUCAGGAUGACUAACAGCUGGAGGGGCCCAAUGAUUGAAUGUGUUUGGCUGUCAUUGGCCGCCCCCUGUCCAGUCAGAUGGAUGAGCUACAGUGGAGUGGGUGGCACGUCUUCAUGUGGAGGGUUUUAGGACGUUAGUGGCACUGUGGAGAUCAUGCCGUGAGGAAUUUCUUGUUGCCCUUAAGUACGGCUCAUAUUCUGUUGAUGAUUUGAAUCAAAUUGACUGAAUGAAUUUGGUGCAAACUUGCUUCACCCUGAUAAAUGGAUCCAUCCACGCUCUAACCACUGUUGAUUUGUCUGCCUUAUUCUAGUUCUCAGUAGCUUUUGAUCAGUGUGACUGUAGAAAACACAGGGUCUCAUGUACGAAGCACAGUGUCAGAUAAGAGACAAAUCAAGGUGAAAUGCAUAAACAAGAACAGCGUCAUAGCUUUUACGUCAACUUUUCAAAGUUGUCAUGGAAGUGGAUGGUCUGUACUUGGGGGUAACAAACCUGCAGGGAGCUGGUUGUGUUAGAUCAUGUACAACUUCCUCUGUUUUAGUGAAAUGAACGGAAAAAAACAUACUUGGUGAAUGUGGUGCUUUAGAAAACCCUCAAAAACACACACACACACACACACACACACACACGCCCCCCAACUCGGUCCACACAAUGUCAGUGCUCAUAUCACCCUCUUCCACAUCAUAACACACACUCCAGUUAAUAUUAGUGAUGACCUUCUUCCCCCCCCUAUCAACACACCUACAAUCACCAUCUUAGUAUGUUUUAUGCCCCUCUUGUGUUCAUUGUCUCAAAUUUUGCAAUAUUUGUGUGUACAGCAGUAUUUUAAUAAAGAAUACCAAAACUGA
Sebastes umbrosus (honeycomb rockfish) is the source of this 5182-nucleotide messenger RNA. RefSeq names its product poly(A) specific ribonuclease subunit PAN3 (gene pan3). Gene Ontology annotation, molecular function: metal ion binding; poly(A) binding. The record is from RefSeq and is a predicted model, not a curated record. Lineage: Eukaryota; Metazoa; Chordata; Actinopteri; Perciformes; Sebastidae. Gene Ontology annotation, biological process: mRNA processing; nuclear-transcribed mRNA poly(A) tail shortening. The transcript has 19 exons. Gene Ontology annotation, cellular component: P-body; PAN complex. Bases 444 to 2867 code for a protein of 807 amino acids.